Neospora caninum is the source of this 3678-nucleotide messenger RNA. Its product is annotated as Protein KBP homolog, related. The transcript is spliced from 13 exons. NCBI's taxonomy places the organism in Eukaryota, Apicomplexa, Conoidasida, Eucoccidiorida, Sarcocystidae. The coding region runs from base 1 to 3678 and encodes 1225 amino acids. The record is from RefSeq and is a predicted model, not a curated record.
AUGGCCGAUAUCGGGCGGUCACCGCCGUCGGGCGGGAAAGAGAAUCAAUCUGACCCUCGGUCUUCUUCCGCUUCUGCGUUGCCCAAGGUGCACGACGAGCUGGGAGACGAUGAGCAGCGCCGGAAGGCGGCAGAGUCCCUUCGUCUCCUGCGUGCUCUCUUUUUCCCCUCCUCUCCAAGUGUGUCUUCUGCCCCCUUUCCCGGCUCUUCCGUUGUGUUGCCUGCCGCAGGCGCGUCCGCGAAAGGCGGAGACGAAUGCCAGGCGCCUCUCACAGGGAGGGAAGCGCCGGAACAAGUUCGCGCGGCUGCAGCACGGGAGGAGAAUGGAGAAAACCCGCCGCCUCCGCCUUUUCUCGAGCUCUCCCACUUGAUGAGGGAGACGGUUUCAAAGUACAGAUCGAUUCUCCGGCGCGAGGAAGCCGGGCACCCACUCGACCCCGACGAAGAAGAAGCGGUCGAAGCCGCGCUCUGCGCUGUCCAGAGCGCCAGCAGACAGGAAGGAGAAGAACGCGAAGCAUACAAAGAAAGACGGACCCGAGGAAGAAACGAGACGGCCGAGCUGCCGGCUCCUUUCAGGCCCAAGUACGCCGGCCGCCGACUCCUCCAGAAGACUGCGCAGGAUCUGUACAGGGCGUAUCGAGUCCAGCGAGAGAGAGACACGACUGCACGAAGCGCUGACACUUCGGAGCCGCCCGUGGACGCGCCUGAGAGCGCCUCGACGCAGUCGCUGCUCUGUCUCGCGCACCUGUACGGCCUUCUUGGCCAGAAUUACAUCAACACGGAGGAAACGCAGGAGGGCGAGCGGCGGUUGAGAAAGAGCGUGGAAAUCAUCAUGAGAGCGGCUGCGCUCAGCCUGCCUCCGGCGGUCUCCAUUUUCAGUCGGCGGUCUUCCGUGUGGGCCUUUCUGCUCUUUUCCCCUGCGGCUCUGCGCGUCCGCGCCGCCCUCGCGCUCCUCGACCUCGCUGGGCUCUACACGCGGUGGCAGCGAGGCAGAGACGCCCGGUCGUGUUUGUCGCGAGCGGCGCCUCUCCUCGCACUGGCCGAGAGAGAUCUGGAAGUACAGGAAACAGGGCGGGAGACACGUCCUGCGCGCGCAGAGAGCAGUUCGGCAAAAGAACAAGACGGCCGGCGAACAGAAGAGAGGCCCGAGAGGAGUGCUGAGAGAGAGAUGGAGGCAGGCACGCAGGGCACCGCGAAGGAGGAGACGCGCCAGGCGGCGCACCUCUUGCGCCUCGUAAUUCACUCUCUCCGUUUUCUCCAAAGGUGCAUUUCGGCACAAGUGCGGCUAUUGCCGCUCGAGGGCGAGGACGGACUCGAGAACGGGGAGUCUGCAAGUCCCGAAGAGGCUGCUCAUGAAACCUGCGGAGCUAUGGCGGAGUUGCUCGAGAAGCGAGCGAGGGUGUUGGAGAGAGCACGCGAGCGGGAGCAAGCCGAACGCCGGCACCUGGCCGCGCGGGAGGCCUUAGCAACCGAGGAAGGACGCGCAGCGAAGGACGCGUCUCUGCGGAAACCAGGUGGAGGCAUCUCAGAUGCGCCGCUCCAUACCGCGGCUACCUCGUCUCCGCGAGAUCUCUUCAACUCCGUAUUCUCUUCGUCAGGAGCGCACGCGUCUCCGCGCUCUUCCGUCUCCCUUCCUGGCCUCGUUUUCACCUUCUUCGCCUUUACGCCGUUCGUCAUCGACACCAAAGAGAUCGUCCGAAACCUCCUCUCGCUCGCCACCUUCUACGGCUUCACUUCGCUCUCGGCGCCCCCGCGGGCCUGCGAAGGGCGCGGGUUGGUGUCUCUCUUCUCCGCAGAGUACAUCUUGGAGACUGCGGAGUGUCUGGUGGAGGCAGAGACGAAGCGUGUGGACGAGAUGCGUCUCCUGCGCGAGGCGAGAAGGCAGAGAGCGGGAGCUGGGCAAGCGCGAGGAACGAGCGGAGCGCCGGAAAGCGACAAGCUGGAGGCCUAUCCAGGCGGCUCGACAGGAGCCGAGGGGGAGCAUCCGAGAGACCCGAGCGACUCUGAGGAAGAAGAGGUGGAUCGCGAGGGCGGCGAAAUCACAGCGCGCAUCUGCCGCCUUGAUGCGAGAGCUCUGGACGAACUUCUCGCGGAAGUGCACAGGGACAAGAGUCUCCUUUACGCCCGGCGCCUGCGGCUCUCCAGAGACGUUCUCGCCGACCCCUCAGGGCUCCUGGACCCUCUCGUUAGGAGACACGAGCCAGGGGACCGCGCGGCUGCGGCCGCCCGGGGAGCCCCCCCAUCGAGACGUGAAGGCGAGACAGCAGACGCGACAAAGUUCGCUCAGAACGCGAGUCAGACGGAGGAGAGCCGGUUCUUUGCCGACCUAAUCGGUAAACAGACUACCCAGUUCCCCCCCGUGCUCGAGGACGCCCAGGACUGCCUCGCUCUCCUCUCUCUCCCGGAGGCGUUUCUCGCCCACAAGCUACUCUCCGAGAGAGCGACAAUGCCGGAAGGCGCGGACGGAGGUGAAAUAGAGAGUUCAGACACCGAGAGCGCCAAGCGACUGGAGGCGCCUGACGGAAGAAUGAACGAGUCGGAAGGUGAAAAAGGGAGGCCGGCGGCAGCCUGCAACGCCUCAUCCAUUCUCGCGCAGCCUCGCGCCCCGCCGCCUGCUUCUGGGUUGUCUGUGGGGUUUCCGGUGUCUGCUUCGUGCUCGUCUUCCUCUUCGCUCCCCGCCUCUCCGCCUGAGUCUUGCCUCGCUUCUCCAGGUUUUUUUUCCUUGUCCCUGGAAGCUGGCGCCGCCCUGCUCCUCGGGGACCAGCUAGCGGGGGGGAGUCGAGACAGGGGCUGCAGCGGCAAGCAGGAGGAGGACGGAGAAGUGACACUCUGGAGACCUGCGAGGGUAGAUGACGACCGGCUGGUCCGCCUCACAGACGACCUCUACGUCCGAUGUGCGGUGCGAUUCGCACCAGUCCACUGCCAAGUGGCGAAGAAGAUGCGAAAGAUGAAUCACGAGUUCCUUCAGAGCAUGGACAAGCUGGACAACCUGCAUCCCGCUCUCCUGCCCUACACGGACUUCAUUUCGAAGCAUUUGAUGGCGCUUGCCCUCUGCGACGACUUCGCGGCGCCUCGGUGUCUCUUCGUCAUGGCGCAACACGAGGCUCAGGCAGCGCUCAAGACCUUUGUCCUGGACGGCUGGACGACUGAGCACACCCGCUUGAUCAUUCACCAAGCCGCUCUCUACAAGGAGCUGAGCUUCUUUGAGAACGACGUCCAGCGGUACACGGCCAUGCAUUCUCGCCGGGCCAAGCUUCUGGCUUCGCUUGUGAUGGAGCUGAACCCUCAGCACUACCUUGACCUUGUGCGGCAGAUGCAUUUCGAACUAGGAGAGACCUACAAGGAGAUCUACGACAUCAAGUGGACAGGACAAAUAAACAAGGACGCGGCUCUGCUCGACGACGAUGUCGCCGAAAUGGAUCCCGAGGUCGUGCAGCGGGAGGAAGUCGCCCGCAUGCGAAAAAGUGCAAAGCUGCACGGAUACGCCGAGCGGAGCGUCGCCCAUUUCUCUGCGUUCACUGAAUCAUUCCAGAAGGAGUACGAGUGGCUGAGGAAUUUUCUUGCCCAGCGUGAGGCGGAGCUCUCCGAUUCGUUUCUGCUUCGCCAACUCUCUUUGUGCGAACAGACACUCCAGCUGCUGCCGCUCCGCAUUUCCAAACUGGCUGCUCUCGGGCGAUAG